Molecule: messenger RNA, 1255 nt
Organism: Thamnophis sirtalis
Lineage: Eukaryota; Metazoa; Chordata; Lepidosauria; Squamata; Natricidae
Source: RefSeq, a predicted model, not a curated record
GAAUCUGGCGCGGCUGGGAAGAGCCCCCGAAAUUGGGCGAUUACGGGUUCGAAUCCCACUUGGGGAAGAGUUUGGGUUUAGAAGCGGGGAUUAGUUUAAAAAUUUCGGGGUACAAAGGUGAGCCAGGCUCUUGGAAGCCAGUGCCCCUUCGUUCUCUUAGCUCCUAAGGGGAUCUGAGUAGCCCAGGAGCUUAGAGGUUGCCUGGAGUAGGGAGGAAGGGUUGGAGCGUGGGGGCCAAAGCUGGGUGAGGGUAGCAGAGGAACCUCAAAGUCCCCUAAGGGAGAGGACUUUGGAGGGGGACUUGAGUAAAGGUUGGGAGAUAUUUUCAGUUGGGUCACCCAAUAGGAGAAGUUGAAUAAGGAGUUGGCCAACCAGCAAUGCAAGAGGUGGAGUCCAACGAGAGGAGCCCGCUCUUGGACCCCAACAUUCGGUCACCCGUCUCCUUCCCAGUGGCCAAUGUCUUCCAUGGACGGCGCCUGGCAUGUGCUGCGGUGCUUCUAGCAGAGCUGCUGGAGAGGGUGGCCUUUUAUGGCAUUACCUCGAACUUGGUGCUCUUCCUCAAUGGAACGCCAUACAACUGGGAGGGCACCCAAGCCAGCCAGGCCCUCCUGCUCUUCAUGGGCAUCACCUACCUGGUCUCCCCGUUUGGGGGCUGGCUGGCCGAUGCCCUGCUGGGCAAGUUCCCCACCAUCUUGGUCAGCAUGGCGGUCUACCUCUUGGGCAUGCUGGCUUUCCCUGCCAUGGCCAUCGCUCCCAGCCGCCAGUGGCUCUGCGGGGAGCUUCAUCAACGGCUCAUUGACAACUGCUCAACGUCUCUGCAGAGCAAUACCACGUCUGCUCCGUGCCCAUCGCAAGGAAACACGCGCUACUGUCUCAUCGCCACCUAUGUCGGCUUGGUGCUCGUUGGGCUGAGCGUGGGCUCUGUCAAGGCCAACAUCACCCCCUUUGGAGCUGAUCAGGUGAAGGAUCGGGGUCCGGAAGCCACCCGGCGUUUCUUUAACUGGUUUUAUUGGAGCAUCAAUUUGGGAGCCAUCCUUUCCCUGGGAGGCAUCGCGUACAUCCAGCAGAACCUCAAUUUCGCCAUUGGCUACAUCAUCCCCGCUGUUUGCAUCGGGGUCUCCUUCGUGGUCUUCUUGUGCGGCCAGAGUGUCUUCAUCACCAAGCCGCCGGAUGGCAGUGCCUUCACCGACAUGUUCAGAAUCCUGGCUUAUUCGUGCUGUAACCGAAAACAGCCGGAGCGGUUUUCUGGCCCGAG